AUGAUGCUAUCCAAUCAGCUCACAGCAUGGGCUCUUUUUCUACUCUGUAUUACCCUAUCCUCCGCAAACCCGAUUAGAAGAGCCGGAGACAGAUUGAGACAGGUCAGGGGAGUGGCCAUCGAGGACUUUAUAGUUACAAAAUUGCCUGGGCUCUUUGAGAAUGUCGCCGAGGCAGAUAUUCCCGAGAUGUACGCUGGCCAGUUGCCGCUAGACGACGCGGGCGACAACCAUUACUUCUUCUGGAAGUUUGUAGACACGGAAAAGGUUCCGGACGCGGAAAACAAAACGAUUUUCUGGUUCAACGGUGGCCCCGGAUGUUCCUCCAUGGACGGCGCGCUCAUGGAAAUCGGACCGCUCCGUGUGGAUAGUAACUUAGAAGUCGUUUACAACAAUGGUUCCUGGCACAAACUAGCCGAUUUGGUGUUUGUUGACCAGCCGGUGGGAACUGGUUUCAGUUAUGGCGCCACAUUUGAUGGCGACAUGGACGAAGUUCUGGGCCAUUUCAUGGAGUUCAUUGACAAGUACUUCGAGUUGUUUCCCGAAGACAUUGCAAACGAGGUGAUCAUCGCAGGCGAGAGCUAUGCCGGCCAAUAUAUUCCAUACUUCGCUUCUAACAUUUUAACCCGGAACGAUGCCAUCGACGCUAAUAAGACGGAAGCACUCCGCAUCAAUUUGAAAGGUCUCAUGAUUGGCAAUGGUGCUAUCGGCGGCGAUAUCCAAAGCUUAGGCUUUGUCCCAUUUGUCAUGAAGCAUGACCUCAUGGACAAAAACGAUUCCAACUGGCCGGAACUUCUCCAGCUUCACGAGGAGUGUCAAAAUCAGAUCAACAGAGCGACAGCUGAUGGUCUUAUUCUGAACGGAUACCAGCCCUGCGAACAAAUUCUUUCAUAUAUUCUUGCGGCCACGCGUGAUGACCUGGCACCCAAGGAUGCGCAAUGCUUGAACAUGUACGACUUUACUUUGAGAGACUCGUAUCCAUCCUGUGGAAUGAACUGGCCUCCGAUCUUACCUUAUGUGACCGACUUUUUAGGAGAAGAAGAGGUCAGAGAAGAUAUUCACAUCAUUGAACUGCCCAAGUGGAAAGAGUGCAAUAACAUGGUGCACACGGUAUUGGUGCAUGGAGACUCUGAGCCAUCAAGCACAUUAUUGCCGUUCAUCCUCGAAAGAAUUGAAGUGCUCCUCUUUUGGGGUGAGAGCGAUAUCAUUUGCAAUACCAUUGGUGGCGAAAUGAUGGUUCAACACCUCCAAUGGGGCGGCCAGAAAGGAUACUCACCAGAUGCAAUCGAAUACGAUUGGGUUCAAGACUCCGAGUUGGUAGGAUCGUACAAGACCGAGCGGAACCUUACAUUCGUCAAGGUGUUGAAUGCCUCACACAUGGUUGCAUUUGAUCUUCCCGAGGUCUCGCGCGGCCUUAUUAAUCUUUUCAUGAAGCGUUUUACCAUGGGAGAUGACAAUACCAAACCCACACUCGAAACCAAUGGCUUGAUUGGCACUGCUGAGGCACCAGAAACUCCAGCUACUAAUCAAAGUGCACAAAUUUCUCACGAAAGCCAAGGGUUACAAGAAGCAAAACCCCCUACCACUUCUAAGAUAGUGCGUCUCAUACAACUCGUUGUGAUCAUUGUGAUCAUAUGGGCUCUCUGCGCGUUGUAUUCCAAGUACAAAUCGGGCCCAGUUUCGAUUAUCAAAACAGAUGCCUCUCAGUCUUCGGGUAUAAAGAAGAAUGUCCAAUGGGCAGAAGAUUUGGAGAAUGAAAUCUCCGAGGAGCUUCCUAAUAGAGAUGAUAGUUUCAUCGCCAGAGCGUACAAUUUAAUCCGCAAACUGGACUCAAAGACACAAUAUGCUCCAGUGAAUGGAAGUGAAAUUGAAUUGAGCGAAGGUUUAAGAAUUAAUGACGAAUUCAUUAUUGCAAGUGAUGAUGAAGAAGAGCACCACGCGAAGAAGUAG
Messenger RNA from Australozyma saopauloensis, 1947 nucleotides. Its product is annotated as serine-type carboxypeptidase. Bases 1 to 1947 code for a protein of 648 amino acids. The record is from RefSeq and is a predicted model, not a curated record. Gene Ontology annotation, biological process: proteolysis; apoptotic process. Gene Ontology annotation, cellular component: trans-Golgi network. Lineage: Eukaryota; Fungi; Ascomycota; Pichiomycetes; Serinales; Metschnikowiaceae. The transcript has a single exon. Gene Ontology annotation, molecular function: serine-type carboxypeptidase activity.